Messenger RNA from Chanos chanos (milkfish), 818 nucleotides. It is a transcript of the gene derl2, whose product is annotated as derlin 2. The transcript has 7 exons. The record is from RefSeq and is a predicted model, not a curated record. Lineage: Eukaryota; Metazoa; Chordata; Actinopteri; Gonorynchiformes; Chanidae. The coding region runs from base 1 to 720 and encodes 239 amino acids.
AUGGCUUACCAGACAUUCCAACAGGAAUAUCUACAGAUUCCUGUGGUAACUAGGGCAUAUACUACUGCCUGUGUACUCACCACCGCUGCCGUGCAAUUAGAACUCAUCACUCCUUUCCAGCUAUAUUUUAAUCCUGAUUUGAUAUUGAAGAAUUAUCAGGUAUGGCGACUUAUUACCAACUUUCUCUUUUUUGGUCCAGUUGGAUUCAACUUCUUAUUCAACAUGAUUUUUUUAUACCGCUACUGUCGAAUGCUGGAGGAGGGCUCCUUCAGGGGCAGAACCGCUGACUUUGUCUUCAUGUUCCUCUUUGGUGGCCUUCUGAUGACCAUAUUCGGCACCUUUGUGAGUCUUGUGUUUCUAGGUCAAGCCUUCACCAUCAUGCUGGUUUAUGUGUGGAGCAGACGCAACCCUAAUGUGCGAAUGAAUUUCUUUGGCCUUCUUAAUUUCCAAGCUCCUUUCUUGCCGUGGGUGCUCAUGGGAUUUUCUCUGCUGCUAGGCAACUCAAUCAUCGUCGAUCUUUUGGGAAUCGCUGUGGGACAUGUCUAUUUUUUCCUGGAAGAUGUGUUUCCCAACCAGCCAGGAGGUAGCAGAUGGCUCAAGACUCCAUCCAUUCUUAAAAUGCUUUUCGACACCCCAGAAGAGGACGUCAAUUACAACCCCCUCCCAGAGGAGCGCCCAGGGGGUUUUGCCUGGGGGGAGGGCCGGCGUUUGGGGGGCUAGGACGACCUCUCACCUUGGGACUUUCUUGGACAACUUUUCUGAGAGCAAUGGGGAAAGAAAAAAAAAAAUAUUUUCUUCCUUUUUUUUUUUUUUUUUUU